Molecule: messenger RNA, 1758 nt
Organism: Miscanthus lutarioriparius
Lineage: Eukaryota; Viridiplantae; Streptophyta; Magnoliopsida; Poales; Poaceae
Source: the annotation of a GenBank genome assembly
AUGGCGCUUUCAGCUUCCCCGGUUCAGGAAGAAGAGCUGCUGCAGCCUGCAGCAGAGAGGCAGUUGAGGAACCAGCUCGCUGCAGCCGCGAGGAGCAUCAACUGGAGCUAUGCCCUCUUCUGGUCCAUUUCAGGCACCCAACCAGGGGUGCUGACGUGGACGGACGGGUUCUACAACGGCGAGGUGAAGACGCGGAAGAUCUCCAACUCCGUGGAGAUGACAGCCGAUCAGCUCGUGAUGCAGAGGAGUGAGCAGCUCCGGGAGUUGUACGAGGCCCUCCUGUCCGGCGAGUGCGACCGUCGCGCGGCGCCGGCGCGGCCGGUCGGCUCGCUGUCGCCGGAGGACCUCGGCGACACCGAGUGGUACUACGUGAUCUGCAUGACCUACGCCUUCCGGCCUGGCCAAGGGUUGCCGGGCAGGAGUUUUACGAGCAACGAGCAUGUCUGGCUGUGCAACGCGCACCUCGCCGGCAGCAAAGCCUUCCCCCGCGCGCUCCUGGCCAAGUCAAUCGUCUGCAUCCCGCUUAUGGGUGGUGUGCUUGAGCUGGGUACAACUGAUACGGUGCCGGAGGACCCGGACUUGGUCAGCCGAGCAACCGAAGCUUUCUUGGAGCCGCAAUGUCCGGUAUACUUGCAAGAGCCGAGCUCCAACCCGUCAGCAAACGAAGCCGGCGAGGCCGCAGACAUUGUUGUGUUCGAGGACCUCGGUCACAAUGCCAUGGAGACGAUGACUGCCGCCGGAAAUGAACCCGUCAGCCUGUUCAAUGCAAGCCUGGAGCACAUCACGAAGGAGAUCGACGACUUCUACAGCCUCUGCGAGGAAAUGGACGUGCGGCCACUACCGCUAGAGGAUAGCUUCAUCAUAGUGGACGGUUCUAAUUUCGAAGUCCCGUCGUCCCCGCAGCCACCGCCCCCGGGGGCUACUACUAACAACGCUGCCGACACCUCAAGCGCACUAGUUGACGGCUCUCGAGCGACCAGUUUCAUGGCUUGGACGAGGUCCUCGCAGUCGUGCUCCGAUGAAGCGGUAGCGGUGCUGGUCAUCGAAGAGCCGCAGAAAUUGCUGAAGAAAGUGGUGGCCGGCGGCGGAGCUACUAGGACCAACUGUGGUGGCGGCGGGGGCACGACGGUAACAGGGCAGGAAAUAAGUGGCAUCAAGAAUCACGUCAUGUCAGAGCGAAAGCGCCGGGAGAAGCUCAACGAGAUGUUCCUCAUUCUCAAGUCGUUGGUUCCGUCCAUUCAAAAGGUGAACAAAGUGUCGGUCCUCGCCGAAACGAUAGCCUACCUCAAGGAGCUUCAGCGAAGGGUACAAGAGCUGGAAUCCAGUAGGGAACUUCUGUCGCGCCCAUCCAACACAACAGAAAGGCCUACAACUACAAGGCCCCGUGGCAUUGGCAAUGAGAGUGUCAGGAAGAAACUCUCUGCGGGCUCCAAGAGGAAGAGCCCAGAGUUCGGCGGUGACGUGGAGAAGGAGCACGGCCAUCCCAGCUGGGUCCUCCCCAAGGACGGCACCAGCAACGUCACCAUCACCGUCUCGGACAGGGACGUGCUCCUGGAGGUGCAAUGCCGGUGGGAGGAGCUCCUGAUGACACGGGUGUUCGACGCCAUCAAGAGCCUCCACUUGGACGUUCACUCGGUUCAGGCUUCGGCACCAGAUGGCUUUAUGGGGCUCAAGAUACGAGCUCAGUUUGUUGGCUCCGGUGCCGUCGUGCCCGGGAUGAUCAGCGAGGCUCUUCGUAAAGCUAUAGGGAAUCGAUGA